This is a messenger RNA of Penaeus chinensis, 1785 nucleotides long. RefSeq names its product retinol dehydrogenase 13-like. The transcript is spliced from 9 exons. Lineage: Eukaryota; Metazoa; Arthropoda; Malacostraca; Decapoda; Penaeidae. Bases 139 to 1128 code for a protein of 329 amino acids. The record is from RefSeq and is a predicted model, not a curated record.
AAGGAGAGGGAAGGACCUCGUCUCCAGCAAGAGUCAUUGCAACUGACUCAUUCAUAGCUGUCUAAGAGACUGUCUCCUCAUCUGACGAUCCUGCAGACCACAGAACUUAACUUUUCACUCAAAACACCCCUAGGCACGAUGGUAGGUCCGUGGGUGUGGGCAUGGGUCUGGACGAAUAUCGUGGCGUGGACGAUAGGCCUUGCUGCUGCGUUGGUGAUCGGUGUUUUAUACACACGUGGCUCAGGCAGGUGCACGUCUACUAGGAGACUGGAUGGAAAAACUGCCAUUAUCACUGGGGCUUCAGCAGGGAUUGGCAAGGAAACAGCGAGGGACUUUGCAGGUCGAGGAGCUCGUGUCAUUCUCGCCUGCAGGAACGUCGACAAAGCACAGAAGGUUGCAAACGAGAUCAUCGCCGACACCGGGAACCAGCAGGUGUAUGUGCGCCAUGUUGAUACGUCCGACAUGUCCUCCGUCAGGAAGUUUGCUUACGGCGUCCUCAGUUCCGAGAGCAGCCUGCACAUUCUGAUCAACAACGCGGGAAUACCAGGCUACACCACGAAGAAGUUGACUCCCGAGGGUCUAGAGUUGGCAAUGGCCACUAAUCACUUCGGUCACUUCCUUCUGACAAAUUUGCUCUUAGACCUCCUGAAGGCGAGCGCCCCCAGCCGCGUGGUCAACGUCACUUCCAACGCCCAUUGGAUGUGUCACCACCUGGACACCAACGACCUCAACUACAAUUGGAGGCCUUUCCCGGGUUGGCUUCCGUCCUACGGCCAGAGCAAACUGGCGAACAUCCUCUUCACGCUAGAGCUUUGCCGAAGAGUUAGAGGGACAGGUGUUACAACAAACAGUGUUCAUCCCGGUGUGGUUAACACGGAGAUCUUCGGGAAGGAGGGCUGGAAGAUUGUGAACUUGCCUGCUAUCCUAGCUGCCUGGAUCAUGGCCAAGGACGAGAAACUGGGAGCCCAACCAGUCAUCUACUUGGCGGUGUCUGAGGAAGUGGACAAUGUGUCUGGGAAGUACUUCGUUGACUGCAAGGAAGCCCCUUCCUCCACACUGGCACAGGAUCCGAUAUUGGCGAGGCGCUUGUGGGAUGCCAGCGAGAAUUUAGUUGACCUUCAAUCUUAAGAAUUAGUCGACCUUCAACCUUGGGAAGUAGCUGAUCUGAAAUUGUAAUACCUCUAUAGUCAUCAACAAAAAAUCGCCGUUAGUCAUUCAAAAUAUGCUUCUUUGACAUUUAGAAAUUAAGAUGAGAAAAAAAUAAGCGCACAGACCCGGUCAUAUCGAGAAAUGAUUACAUCCCUGUGUCUUUUCUCGUAGAGAUAACAAUCACUGACUUAAAGAGAACUCGCCACAACACGCUAAGACUUUUCCAUUUGCUUAAAGAUGGAAACAUGAAUAGAAUAUCCUUGUAUUCUGAGAACACAGACCCCGUAAAAUUGGAUAGAUAUGUAAGACUUUGGCCUUCGAGGAAUCUCUCUUAUGUAAGAGUAAUUUGCAAUAUUCCAAUGCACAUAAAUUUAAAUAGGGAUGUUAUUCAUUUGUUAUAAAAUGUUUGAAAUCUCACUCUCUGUACAGAUUCCCAUCUAUAUGUCAGAACAAUUCUGGCCAUCGAGAGUCAACCCACGAACAUUUCUGGUGUUUGGCCAUAUCGUAGGCAUAAGAUUUUUUUCUGUGUAAUCUUCAGACAAUGUUUAUUGUAUCAAGUAGAUUAUAUAAGUUGAAAAAAAUAUAUAUAUAUAAUGGUUAUAGUUAUUGAGCUUAUAUAAAGUUCCAUGUGUUACG